AGUGCGGGGAGCCAGCUACUGGUUGUUGCUGCUCUCUUCCCUUCAAAGAAAACCAAGAAGGAAGAAAAGACACGAAAGGAGGUUUAAUUGCACCUUUUUUGUGCUCUUAUUUGUCGCUGGUUUCCCUGUGCUUGACCUUCUGCUCCACCGCCCCCCUCCUUCACACCAGCACCGCAUUUGUAGCAGUUGAAAACCACAACAGCCCACAUAAUGUUCGCACCAGCGAAACGGGCGGCUGCCAAAGGACCAGCGGCACCGCACGCGUCCAUGUCGAAGAAGGACAAAGCAGCCACCGGCGCAUCGCGUAGUGCGGCCGCCACCAUUAGAGUAAGUCGUAGCUCACGCGCAGAGGCUCUUGUACAACACGUCACGCAGCUGCCUUCGUUCCUCGCGUGGGCGCCAACGUUCGCAUCUGACGCGGCUGCGUCCUUGACUUCCCCCAAGGACGUCGCCCAAUACCUGGAGGCGCGCGUGGCGGAGGUGGCGGCGCAGCUAAGCUCGCUGCGCCACGCCGGUGACUACACACGACUGGUGCUGUUGGCGGAGCUGCUGCACGGCGACAUGGCAGCCGGCGUCACCACGAGAAUGGUCGAGGGCGGCCUGCUGGAUCUGCUGCGUGCGCUCUCCACGGCCGUCGCGCAAGGCGAAGUAGGGCUGCACCCAGCCGCUGCCGUGUCCCCACUUACCAAAGUCCAGAAUGACCCCUCUUCUUUCCCCACUACGUCCCGCGCGGCGGGCAUGUCGAACACCAGUGCAUUGCAGUUCACGACUACUUCUGCUGCGGCUGCCGCCUUUGCAGCCCCCAUUGAAAGUCUGCUUCCACCCCUUAUUGAUGAGACGCUGCACAAAACAAAAGCAGUGGCAGAAGGCGCUGCUGGCACCGCUGCUGGUGCUGCGGCUGCGCACGGAGAGCAAAGCGUGGAAGAGGCGGAGAUGGAGGCGUGGGAGAACUACAUGGCUACGGUGCGCGUGGCGACGACGGCGGACGGGGUGCUUCCACGUAGCUUGGCCACAGCACAAACUUUUGCGACCGCCACCGCCGCCGCAGCACCAGUGGCCACUGCGGUCGUUGCCGCUGAACCUCCUCGCAGCAUCGACUCCCUUCCAUCAGCCCUGUGCGCCCUCAUUGCCAGCUGCACCACCGCUCCGUUUGUGUGUUUGUCGCUGCAGGAUCAGCAAUGCGAAAAGUUAGCGGUAUCCGAUUUGGCUCGCGUUUUGUUGGAGGUGACAAAGGCAAUGAAUGCCACCUCGAUGGAAAUAUCAGCGGUGCGUCUCGCGGCCAUCAAAGGUCUUUUUCAGCUGCUCUCCAUGUACGUGACGAAGAAAGACGGAAGUGGGGCGGCAGCCAAUUCCACUCAAACGCGAGCAUGGCGGUCGACAAAAGCGCUGAAGGCAGUUCAAGAAGGAACCGCCGCCACCACAGCAGCUCCGCUCGUCGUGGCGCUGGAGAGCAUUCAGCUUUCUGAGAUACUCGAGGACGUCACGCUGGAGUGGGCACGACUCCUUGUGUCGUUGAAAGCAGUGGCGUCGUCGCACCACACACACGAAGAGCAUGGAGGAGACAGCGGCAGCGACGAAGAUGCGGAUUGUGCUCCAGAGGGAGCCUUCGCCGCGGAGGGGUCUUGCAGCCGCAACGCUUCGGCUGCAGUAUAUGGCGGCGGUCCUGCCGGCGAACUUUACUGGGUGUUGGAAAUCGUAAAUCAACUUCUGCAAGCGCAGCAGCACGUCAUGCAGCGCAGCAGCGGUGAUAGGACACGUUCGCCGACGCAGCGUGUGCUGCCGCCCACCUUGGUCCCAGUGAUACUGCGCACCCUGUCCAUGCUCCCCACCACACCCUCUCUUUCGUCGCGUGCGUCCAUGUACGCCCGCCUUUGCGUGGAUGCGCUGUGGGCGGCCGCGCUGUUGGCGCCGGUGUCCGCCGCCAAACAGCUUCUCUACGGAUCGUUGCCAGAGCUGAUGAACGGCAGUCGCAGCGACGAUGAUGACGUCGACGAGCAGAAGCAGCAGCAGGGUGCACCGGCCCCGCUGUCCAUGCAUGAAGAGGCCGACUCGCCCGCGGUGGACUUCUUCCUUUCCUUGCUGCACCAGUUCAAUAAGACUCACAGCCUCGCUCACCGCGAGAUGCGCGAUGACCUCGUCACCUUGCUGGCGCUGCUGCUACGCUACGAUGCGCAGUUUUGUGAAGACACGUUGACGGCCUGUCGUGCCGCGGCCGAUGCCCGCCCGCAGCCCUCUGAUCCUUUCGAGGAGGACGACGGGAGCACGGACACGUGCACGCCACUCUUCCUCACCACUGCGACCGUCGAGGCUAUUAAUGCCAUUGUGGCGCUGAUGUUCGAGACGACCUGUGGGGCGGAGCUGAGCGCUGGUAAUGCGACGGCGGCGACGCCCAAAAACAGCGAGCAAGCUCCGGCCGCCCACGGCGCCGCUGCCCGGCCGUCCGCGCUGCUCUCCGAGGAGGCGGUGCGCAGCUACGCCCUCCGCUUUCAAUCCGUCUCCAUCUCUGCCGCGCGCCGUCGCGAGGUGGUCGAGUUUAAAAAGUACGGCUGGCAGUUGCUGGAGGUGCACUUUGAGUGGCAGCUGGCGCAUUUAACGCUUCGCGAGUAUGUGAAGCUGCACGACGCGACAGACGCGGCCUCAAGUCCGCCGUCCACCGUCGCAGCUGCCGCCCGCGCAAAGCAGCUGCAACGCUAUCACCAGCGCAGUAAGCCGAUUCAACAGAUCACCGGCAAGACGGAGCCCGGCGAGGCCGUGGCGGCGGCGUUGUGGAGCAUGCAGCUGUGCCGCCUCGGCUUCUACGAUGUGCUGCUGCUCUACGUGGACAUGGACAGCACCGUGCCGGCCGUGGUGACGUGGACGCGUGAGGAGCUCAUGGUGCUAGAGGCGGAGGCCUGGGAGCUCUUCACCUCAAUGAUUCUGUUUACGCAGCAUUUGGACACGGCUGCAGGUGGUUUGCGGGUACGCUGGCACCCCCGCUACGGCCCGUCUAGUCCUUCACAGCCAGGGUUCGAGGAACGCAGCGGCUACAGCAAUAGCAAUGUCAACGCCUACGGAGUCUCGGGUACGUCGUUCGGGGCCGCCUCGGACCGCUUCGACGACUACGACGAAGGCCCCGGUGUGCUGUAUGGUGGAGACAUCCAUUUUAUGGCGGCUGGCGGUGUUGAGGUGGCUCUGCGCUUUCUGAGGGCCGCUCCACCGGAGAUGGAGGCGGUGAAACGAUCGGCGCUGGUCACGCUGGCCGCCAUCGCACGCACGAGCAGCAGCGGCGAGGCCCACCUCCACUCCGGCAUCUAUACCUCCAAAGAGCUGGCGCUCGUGCAGCGCGCGCUGACGGAGCACGCCCCGGCGUUGGUGCCGUUUCUGGUGAAGGUGAUUCGUGAGGUGGACACGCACGUGGAUGCAACCGGUACUCCGGCCGCCGCGCCGCCGCUGAUUUCCUCCGUCGCUGCCGUCACGGCGGUGCCCGCGAGCACGAUGGCGGAUGUUGACGCCGGCGGUGACCGCACCCCCGCCGACGUGGAAGGCCGGAUCGCCGCGCGGUGGGGCUGGCUGCCACUGUCCUCGCACCUCACCGUGGUGUUUGCGUGGUGUCUGCUGCGGUGCAUCGGCGAUGUCGUGCUCACAGAGGUAGGCAUGAUGCGUGAGCUUCCAGACUUGGCGAUGGACGGCGCUGAAGCCGUCGGCGAUGGCGAUGCUGAUUCGGGCAACGAGGUGGACGGUGGUGCCCCUGAGACCAGCUCUGUGGGCAGCUGUGCGGUUACGAUGAAGAACUCCAUGCUUGGCGCCGAUCACGACACCAGCUCACCCACGCUGAAGAAGAUGGCGGUAAUAGGCGAUGUGUCGCACGCCGAUGACGAUGACGAGGACGGGACAACGGACAGGCAGUCCGAUACGCGGGCGAUUGAGAUCUCGAUGGCGGAGGCUGACUUGUCGACCUCUGGCUCCUCGAUGGGUCCCCCACCAGGGGAAGAGGGAGAAGUGGAAUCAGGCGGGAAUGAAAAGCGAGGCGGAGGCGGGAGGACUACAUCGGCGAAGCCCACCUCCGGUAAUAACGACACCACUGAUGGUGUCCAGCCGGCGGAUGAGCCGCCUAAAGGCACCACCGGACGUCAUUUCACCCUGCUGCGCAGCAUGCAUGAGGAGGUGCUUCUCAUCCCCGAGCUGUUCGCCAACGAGGGCGGGAUUGACCUCUUGACGAUGUGGAUCCGCCACCGCCUCGAGCUUUGCCUGUACGUUCCGCCUGCAUCGCCGCCUGCACCUCCGCCCCAACGCGCACUGCCGCUUCGUUUGGCCACUGCAGAAGUCGCGGAGCUCGACCGCAACAGCGACGUCUUUCUUCUCCUGCUGGACGUCUUUCGCGCCAUUGUCCUCGGCAGCGAGAGCAACGAGGAUCAGUUUGUGCGCAGCGGCGGUGUGCAUGGAAUGCUGGACCUGAUUGAGGCCUUCGCCCUGGCGGACGGCCUGAUGGAGCGCGCCGCUUACCACGCACGCAUUCUGGCUGCCGACAUCACCGUGCCAGCUGCCGCGCCCGAUUUCGAAACGCCAACACUGGCAGAGGCGAUGCCGUUCGAGCAGAAGGGAAAGAGGAGUGUGCUGCUCUACGCCAUGACGCUCUUGUCCGACCUGCUAGACAACUGCCCUGCUGCGCUGGACGCGCUCUCCACUUGGCACAGCUCGCGCAUCUUCACGUCACCGCUGACGCCAGAUGUGCAGGAGUGCUGGGUGACGAGUAAAGGCGUGGAGGCGGUGCAGCUGCUGCUGUGUCUCUGGGCGGCUGAUCUGCCGGCUCGCGGUGACGAGGACAGCACGGCGGGCGCGCCGACAACGUCUGGGUUGGAGCUGCUGCGGCUGCACCUGCGUCCUGCUCUGCGAAAAGCGCUGAAGGAGGAGUACGUGUGCCGUCUGCUGCGCCAGCGCGCGAAGAAGGGGGCGCUUGAAGCCGAGGCGAUCCGCUGCUACUACCGCUACAUCCACUCCGAGGACGGCGUCGGGGCAGGGCUGACCAAUGCGGAGAUGAAAGACGAGGUGACCGACGCGGUGGUGCUCGCUUACAUGGAGCACCUCAUGAGCCGCCACCGCAAACGCGACGCUGUCCCGUCCGAGCAGCACAUCGCCCUUCUCGUGGCUGACACUCUGGGUCUGUGCCUGAAGGUCUACGGGUGUCUCGCCGCGGUGGGCUUCGACUCGCUGCGCACCGCGGAGACGGAGACGGAGGCCUCGCCGUCCUUGCACGUAAACCUUUCCUCGCUCGAGCGCUCCUUCCUCGUGCAGAUCGCAGCCCUGCCUGCCCUCUGCGUGGAUGAGGUCGGCACCGCCAUGGCGGAGGUCGCAGCGGCGGGCGAUGCGGAGGCCGACGGCAGCGUCACUGACUGGGGGCCCACAACGCCAGACCGCAAGACGCUCCGCCACGCAGCCGCAGAGGCCGCGGUGCGCGCGAGUGAGCUGGAGCAAAUCAUCGAGGUCGGCGCGCAGGUGCAGCAGGCACGCGGCGCACAGCUGUACCACCGCUACUUAGUCACCCAGCUGCGGCAGCCCCUCGCCCCACCCGCGGAUGGCCAGCCGGGUGCGGUGAAGGGGUCCUGGAAGACGCAGCGGCGACUCUCCACCACUAUCGGCGGCACACCCAUCACUCCGGCCGUCAUGACGACCGGCCCCGCCAGCGAGCGUUCGUGUGUGUACGCUGCCGAGCUCGCGGCCCGUCUUUCCACGCGCCUGGCUACCGAGGAGCAGCAGCACCAACAGAGCAUCGCCUCGUCCAUUCUACAACGGGACACGAUGCGCUUGUCAAGAGGAAUGGGCGAGGGGGCGCGGAUGACGAGCACCGCCCCGCCGGCACUCGGCAGCAGCCGUACGCCGUACAACUCCAUGAUGGGCUCUGUGCAUGCGGCCGCAGCGGACCGGCAGUCGGCCACGUCCUUCUCCGUUACUAUCCCGCCCCGCCGCCCCGAGCUCCCGCUGACGGAGCGUCUGCAAAAGCGGCAAGCGAUGAUCGCCCGCAGCGUGCGUAAGGUACCGCUGAACGCAGCCGCCGUGAAGGACUCCCGAAAACCCUAA
Molecule: messenger RNA, 6054 nt
Organism: Leptomonas pyrrhocoris
Lineage: Eukaryota; Euglenozoa; Kinetoplastea; Trypanosomatida; Trypanosomatidae
Exons: 1
Coding region: 211-6054 (1947 amino acids)
Source: RefSeq, a predicted model, not a curated record